AUGGAAAAGGAAAGAGCAGAACAAGAGGAAAGAAGAAAGCAAGAAGAAGCUAGGCAAGUGAGAUUGUGGGAGAAGGAGUUGAAGAAGGUCAAGGAAGAGAGGAAGGAGGGAAAGAAGAGUGCAGUGGAGGCUUUGAGGAGUCAGUUGGCUGUGUUGAAGGUCGAUAAUGGCGAGGGACCUUCUUUGGGCAGAAGAAAUUGGUCGGAGGAUCUUGAUUGA
Messenger RNA from Aureobasidium uvarum, 219 nucleotides. Lineage: Eukaryota; Fungi; Ascomycota; Dothideomycetes; Dothideales; Saccotheciaceae. The record is from the annotation of a GenBank genome assembly.